Ilex paraguariensis (yerba mate) is the source of this 435-nucleotide messenger RNA. NCBI's taxonomy places the organism in Eukaryota, Viridiplantae, Streptophyta, Magnoliopsida, Aquifoliales, Aquifoliaceae. The record is from the annotation of a GenBank genome assembly.
AUGAAUAAGAAAGGUCUUGCCAUUUUGAUGCGAACCAAAAUGAGACCUCGUUCCCCAGCCAGCUCCAACAAGUUUAAUCAAAUGCAAAUUGCUCUGCAGGACGGAAACAGAGUACCUGAUCAAAAUGCCUCCAACAAUACGGAGAGAGAAUUUGAGCAAGUACAAGAGUCGAUGCGCUUGGCCAUAUCGAUGAAUAAAACGGAAAUUGUAGAUGCUGUACUAAAUGAUUUCUCAGAGCAUAUGAUUGUAGGUGACAAAGCUCAAGAUAAUGAUCAAGAAGAAGGCUCGCUUUCCGCUUUCUAUAGAAUUGAGCGGAAUUUGAGACAUGCUCUCAAGCCAAUGUAUGAAAUUUUAUUUGAACGGCUCAACACUCACACUGGAGGGUUGAAGUUCUUGUCCAUUAUUCGAGCUGAUAUCCUAUCUAUUCUCGUGUAA